This is a messenger RNA of Magnolia sinica, 1446 nucleotides long. RefSeq names its product UDP-rhamnose/UDP-galactose transporter 1-like. Gene Ontology annotation, molecular function: antiporter activity; UDP-galactose transmembrane transporter activity. The record is from RefSeq and is a predicted model, not a curated record. The transcript has 5 exons. Gene Ontology annotation, cellular component: Golgi apparatus. Bases 326 to 1366 code for a protein of 346 amino acids. Lineage: Eukaryota; Viridiplantae; Streptophyta; Magnoliopsida; Magnoliales; Magnoliaceae.
UCUCUCCUUUGAAUUUUCUCCGUUGAAUUCUCCCAUCCCAAAUUCCCUUUUAAGUCCCCCAAUAUCGCGAUCACACAAAGGAAAACGAAAAUCCCCCCAAACUGACCUCAGAACGCGUUUCACACCUUGGAAUUUCUCUUUCCCUUUUCCCCCUUUUCUUGGAUUUUGAUUUAUCUUGGUUUCGUUUUUCUUAGAAAUUCCAAUACCUCUGCAAUUGAAUUCUCGAUUCCCGGCGUUUCGAGCGGCAGAUUUUCAUUCCGCAUUCUGUUUGUUUUUCGGUCCUUCUUUCUUUUGAGAGCGGAGAUUCCAAAGGUCGGUAACGGUCAUGGAUUCAGAUAAGAAAUCGAAGAUUUCCAAUUUGGGCGCUUGGGCGAUGAACAUAAUCAGCUCCGUCGGUAUAAUCAUGGUGAAUAAGCAGGUCAUGUCGUCGAGCGGCUACAAUUUCAGAUUCGCGACCACUUUAACCGGAUUUCACUUCACCGUGACCGCACUCGUCGGUUGGAUCUCGAAUGCUACUGGAUACUCUGCAUCGAAGCAUGUUCCUCUGUGGGAUCUGCUUUGGUUUUCCAUCGUUGCGAAUCUAUCAAUUACUGGGAUGAAUUUCAGCCUCAUGCUCAAUUCCGUCGGGUUUUAUCAGAUUUCGAAAUUGAGCAUGAUACCGGUGGUAUGUGUGAUGGAGUGGAUUCUUCAUAAUAAGAAUUACUCUGGUCGGGUGAUGAUGGCAGUGUUUGUUGUGGCUCUCGGUGUUGGUGUUUGUACGGUCACAGAUGUGGAUAUUAACUUGAAGGGUUUUCUUUGUGCUUUUGUUGCCGUGUUUUGUUCUUCUCUGCAGCAGAUUUCAAUUGGUUCUUUGCAGAAGAAGUAUAGCAUUGGCUCUUUUGAGCUCCUGAGCAAAACUGCUCCCAUACAGGCUGCCUCUCUUCUCCUGUUUGGCCCGCUUGCAGACUAUUACCUCAAUGGGCGCUUCAUCUUAAACUACCAGUUAUCUUAUGGAGCCACAUUCUUCAUACUUCUUUCCUGCUCUCUAGCGGUCAUCUGCAACAUGAGCCAGUACCUGUGCAUUGGGCGUUUCUCCGCUGUAUCCUUCCAAGUCCUGGGCCACAUGAAAACUGUCUGCGUACUUACACUGGGAUGGCUGUUGUUCGACUCGGCGCUAACUUUCAAAAACAUACUUGGAAUGGUGCUUGCUGUCCUUGGCAUGGUAAUCUACAGCUGGGCCAUAGAGUCUGAGAAACUGGGGAAUGUGAGGAUGUCGCCAUCACUUCAUAUCAGGAAAGAUGCCCAACUAGAAGAGGGUGUAAGGCUCUUGAAAGAUAGAGAUAGUAUUGUGGUGAGUGAUGUUGAGAUCGGACAGAUAAAGAGUUAAAAAAAGUCCGGCUUAUUAAUCAUUUAUUAAUUUGUCAUUGUUAGUGUAUAUUAAUUCAAGGAAAAUGAUAUUUCACCCAA